CAUGAAAAGUACCUCAACAGGAUCUUAUCGGUAUUUAGGUGAGGUCCAAACGGGCUCUGUCACCACUUCACCGUCUCUCUUCGUCUCCGGUUACCUCCUCUAAAUUCUAAUUCAAAUCCUCCUGUUCUGCGAAAUUCUCUUUUGUUUACGUAUCUCCGAUCGCCGGAAAUCGGAGAUUCGUCAAAUUUCUCGGCAGGAAUGUCUCAGUCUCUUAAUUUCUUAACUUCUACUUACAGUUCGCCGAACUUCACAUUUGCAAAGCACUCCCACUCAAAACCCUAUUUGUCUGCCUUUAGUCCUCCUUUUCCGGUCAAACUAGUGAGAAGAUCGAUCGCGGCGUCGUGUUCCGACCUCGAUGCACAGUCGUCGGUGCUUUCGUCGGUUAACGGCAAGGGCGGUGGAGCGUUGCCGGAUUACAAGUGGUGGUCGGCGGAUUCGAGCUCGAUCGAGGUGGAUACGGUAACGGAGGCGGAGCUGAAGGAAAACGGAUUCCGGAGCACGCGGCGGACGAAGCUGGUCUGCACGAUUGGGCCAGCGACGUGUGGAUUCGAGCAGCUGGAGGCGUUGGCCGUGGGCGGGAUGAAUGUGGCGCGAAUCAACAUGUGCCACGGCACGCGCGACUGGCACCGGAGGGUGAUCCAGCGGGUGAGAAGGUUGAAUGAAGAGAAAGGCUAUGCUGUUGCAAUCAUGAUGGACACUGAAGGCAGUGAGAUUCACAUGGGCGAUCUCGGUGGUGCUCCUUCAGCAAAAGCCGAGGAUGGGGAGAUAUGGACUUUUAGUGUUCGAGUCCUUGAUUCAGCUUGCCCUGAACGUGCUAUCCAUGUGAACUAUGACGGUUUUUCUGAAGAUGUGAAAGUUGGGGAUGAACUCCUAGUGGAUGGUGGAAUGGUAAGGUUUGAGGUGAUUGAGAAAAUUGGUCCAGAUGUCAAGUGCCGGUGUACUGAUCCUGGACUUUUGCUUCCUCGGGCUAACCUGACUGUUUGGCGGGCUGGAAGUGUGGUGCGGGAACGUAAUGCCAUGCUCCCUACAAUUUCCUCCAAGGAUUGGUUGGACAUUGAUUUUGGAAUUGCAGAGGGGAUUGAUUUUAUUGCAAUAUCAUUUGUCAAGUCCGCUGAGGUGAUUAAUCAACUUCAAAGCUAUAUUAAGGCACAGUCUCCGGAUGGUGAUAUUGCAGUCAUUGCAAAGAUAGAGAGUAUUGACUCUUUGAAGAACUUGGAGGAGAUCAUUCUAGCAUCAGAUGGAGUUAUGGUUGCGAGAGGGGAUCUGGGUGCUCAGAUUCCACUGGAACAGGUCCCUGCAACCCAGCAAAAGAUUGUCCAGCUGUGCAGGAAGUUAAAUAGGCCUGUUAUUGUUGCCUCUCAGCUGCUUGAAUCCAUGAUUGAAUACCCCACGCCUACCAGAGCCGAAGUGGCUGAUGUUUCUGAAGCAGUUAGGCAACGUGCAGAUGCUUUAAUGCUCUCUGGUGAGUCAGCUAUGGGACAGUUCCCUGAGAAAGCAUUGGCAGUGCUGAGGAGUGUUAGCUUGAGGAUUGAAAGGUGGUGGAGGGAAGAGAAACGCCAUGAAGUUAUAGGACUACCAGAUAUGGGACCUUCUUUUGCCAACAGUAUUUCGGAAGAGAUCUGUAGUUCUGCUGCAAAGAUGGCCAACAAUUUAAAGGUGGAUGCACUCUUUGUCUACACAAAGACAGGACAUAUGGCAUCUCUCCUCUCACGUUACCGACCUGACUGCCCAAUUUUUGCAUUUACAACCACAGCAUCCGUACGUAGGCGUCUGAACCUGCAGUGGGGUCUUAUCCCGUUCCGCCUGAGCUUCUCUGAUGAUAUGGAAAGCAACCUCAACAAAACUUUUUCCUUGCUCAAGGCCAGGGGAAUGAUCAAAUCAGGUGACCUUGUCAUUGCUGUCUCUGAUAUGUUGCAAUCCAUUCAAGUUAUGAAUAUUCCAUGAUAAACAUCAGUAGGUUUUUGGCCCAUGCUAAUGUUAUUAAUUAGGGUGCUUUUUCUACUACUGUUAGUUUGAAACUUAGUCCUUGCCGAGAAAGAGAACAUAGGGUAAUCUAAGUGGUCAGAUAUUUAAGAGGUAAUCCGUAAACUCAACCAGGGUCCUGUGUCCUUUGGAUGGUGAUAUGUCACGGCUGUAAUAUGAAUAGUUGUCGUUGGCAUUACAAUCUAUCAAGAUAUUAUGUAUUUAAAUAUUUUUUUA
This is a messenger RNA of Diospyros lotus (date-plum), 2199 nucleotides long. RefSeq names its product pyruvate kinase isozyme A, chloroplastic-like. The record is from RefSeq and is a predicted model, not a curated record. The coding region runs from base 199 to 1944 and encodes 581 amino acids. The transcript has 6 exons. NCBI's taxonomy places the organism in Eukaryota, Viridiplantae, Streptophyta, Magnoliopsida, Ericales, Ebenaceae. Gene Ontology annotation, molecular function: magnesium ion binding; potassium ion binding; pyruvate kinase activity. Gene Ontology annotation, biological process: glycolytic process. Gene Ontology annotation, cellular component: cytoplasm; chloroplast stroma.